Messenger RNA from Scheffersomyces amazonensis, 1533 nucleotides. RefSeq names its product RNA lariat debranching enzyme (gene DBR1). The record is from RefSeq and is a predicted model, not a curated record. NCBI's taxonomy places the organism in Eukaryota, Fungi, Ascomycota, Pichiomycetes, Serinales, Debaryomycetaceae. Bases 1 to 1533 code for a protein of 510 amino acids. Gene Ontology annotation, biological process: mRNA splicing, via spliceosome. The transcript has a single exon. Gene Ontology annotation, molecular function: RNA lariat debranching enzyme activity. Gene Ontology annotation, cellular component: nucleus.
AUGUGUAGUACAGUAGUGGGAAAGAAUAUAGUGACAGUUGCAGUUCAAGGCUGCUGUCAUGGAGAAUUAAAUAGUAUAUAUAAAUCACUCAAUAAACAUGUUGAUAUUCUUAUUAUAUGUGGAGAUUUCCAAGCUCUAAGAAAUACGAGAGAUUUGGAAACCAUUAGUGUUCCUCAAAAGUAUAAGAGAAUGGUUGAUUUUCAUGAAUAUUAUAAAGGUAAAAGACAAGCGCCUGUUUUAACUAUUUUUAUUGGUGGAAAUCAUGAAGCAUCAUCAUAUUUAAAAGAACUUAAGUAUGGAGGAUGGGUAGCUCCUAACAUAUAUUAUUUGGGAGAAUUUGGGAGUGUUUGGUAUAAGGGCUUACAAAUUGGAGGGUUAAGUGGAAUAUUUAAUAGAAAUACUUUUUAUAAUAAUGAUAUAGAAGAUGAAAUACUACCUUAUGAUGUAAGUGCUAUACGAAGUGUAUAUCACAUCAAAUUGAAGAAUUUCUUGAAAAUGUACCUUAUGAAUCAUACUAUGGAUAUCUGUUUAAGUCAUGAUUGGCCAGCUUAUAUAUUUGAACAUGGUGAUGUACAUAAGUUGAUCAAACAGAAGAAGCAUUUUAAAUCAGAUAUAGAGAAUGGAUCUAUAGGAAGUCCUUUGAAUAAGUUCUUACUAAAUUAUUUACGUCCGAGAUAUUGGUUCUCAUCUCAUAUGCAUACAAGAUUUGAAGCAAUUGUCAAUUAUGAUAAUGAGAAAAGUUCAUGGAAACAGAAUGUCGAUGAGAUUGAAUUAGAUAUGGAUGAUGAUGAAGUAGAAGAAGUCAGCAAUAGUAAUACAUCAGUUGGAUUUGAAAGUCAAUUACAUAUAGAUGAAAAUGAUGGAUCCAGAAAAUCUAACAAUAACCAAUCAGGUGAAGAAUUGACAUCGGUAAGAUUGAAGUUCCCCCAAGAUCCUCUUCAAACUAGAUUCUUAGCUUUAGAUAAAUGCUUACCUAAGAGAAAGCAUAUAGAAUUCAUUGAUAUUGAGGUUAAUCCUAAUCAUUUAGAUCAUCCAUCAGUUAAAGAUAAACUGGGCUUUUAUUAUAGUAAGAGAGCUGUAGCAAUAAAUAAAGUGGUUGAAGAAUAUAUUAUUAACAAUAGAAAAUCAUUUGAAGGAAUUGAUUGCGGAAGAAUACUUAGAAACCCAAGAACAUUUGGAUUAGUGAAUAUAUUAGCCAAAUUAGUUGACGAGGAGCUAAAAAAGUUAGAAGCAUUACCAAAUGAUACAUUCAAAAUAGAUCCUGAUACUUUCAAGAUUAUAGCUCCGCCAACAGGAGUAAACGAUGUUCCCUUGAAGUAUUGGGAGAAUAAUCAAACUAUAGAGUACUGUAAGAAAUUUGGAGUAAAGUAUACUGGUUUGAAAACUACAAGCACAACAAGUACGGCGCAUAGUUCAAGUGCCCGAGGAACUUCAGGUACUACAUAUACUACAGAUACAGCAAGUACUACAAAUAUAACAAAUGCUACAAGUGCUGCAAGUACUACAGGUUCUACAGAUACAAGUACUCAAUAA